UAAAAUGGAGUUCAUAAGAAUGACAACUUUGGCAAUUUACAUAAUAUUAAUACCAUACCAAGUUAUUAGUGUACAUGGAGAGCAUGAAACAUUUCGGAGGAAUGAUACCUGUGUAUUAUGGAAUUAUAUCGGAGAAUUCAGGCAAGGUUCUAACAACCUGAGAGACUGUGGACUUCAAUUAUAUGAUCCACAUUCGAAAGGUCAUAUCUAUGUCUGUUUGCGAGCAAUGCGUCCUGUGAUUAUUGCCAAAAGCAGAAAGGAAUUGGUCAGAAACCACACUAAAACAAAAGUUGCUGGUAAAAGAAUAGCCUGCGCGAGGUUCUUGGCAGUAAGAAGGCCAAACAGCAAUAUGCGCUGGACAUAUAUCAACUCAUACACGUACUAUACUGCUUUCUUCAAACACAGCGAAAGGCCUCUUGUGAUUACCAGGAGAUGCUUUGAACAUUUUGGGGACGUUUCUACUUUGGUUUUAAUCUUGAAUGUUCCGUACUCCUCUGAAACGAAGUCAGGACGUGGAGUACUGUAUACUAGGAUAAGAUAUAUGGCCAACAUGUAUGAUAUUAAUUUCUGGAAAGUAUCCAUUCGUUACAUAAUACAUGGAUUUUCUCUGAAUAGAUUAAACUGUGUAACGUUACCUUUAGAUACAGAUGGAUUUAGUUAUGGACAAGAACAUGGUUCGAAAUUUAGGCUUGUGGUAACGUCGGAAGAAAUAUCAAAACAUUAUAAUCGGUGUAUAACAGAUAAAGAUAAUAUGAAAAACGUCAAAUGCAAUGCAACAGAUGCCAAAGACAAUUCUGAAAAAAACUAUGUUAUAUAUUUAACAGUGAUAUUUUUUCUCCUUUAUACUUUUGAAGUUGAAAGUUGUUUUCAUGAUAAAUUCGACCAGGAUAGACCUGUGGAGUGUAACGGCGAUCAAAACAGUAACGGUAGAAAGGAGAAUGGACAUACAUGUGAUACUCUCCCAAAACAAGGUAUGAUUGAUACAACAGCGGAUGAUUCUAUACAAGAUGCAGACAGGCCGAUUGCAGCUGUUGGUCAACCGUCUAUCCUCAACGAUGAGCGUGAAGCUGCUACAAAUGGAAAUAUCGUAAACAAUGGUGAGAUGAUGAUCAUCAUAGUCGAAACUGUCAAUGUUGGAACUAAGAAGGCUGUAAGAAUAUAUAAAACAGAGACCGCUCUAGCACUGCUAGAUGCAAAUAAAGAGGCAUCCUUAGCUGUUGGUCAACCGUCUAUCCUCAACGAGGAGCGUGUAGCUACGAAUGGAAAUACCGUAAACGAUGAUGAAGUAAAGACAAACGAUGCCAUCGACACAGUCGAAAUUAUCAAUGUUGGAAUCGGGAGGGAUGUAAGCGAAUAUUUAACACCAGAGACCGAUCAGUUAGAAGUGCUAGAGGCAACUAAAGAGGCUGUGGGUCAACCGUCUAUCCUCAACGAGGAGCGUGUAGCUACAAAUGGAAAUACCGUAAACGAUGAUGAAGUAAAGACAAACGAUGCCAUCGACACAGUCGAAACUGUCAAUGUUGGAAUCGGGAGGGAUGUAAGCGAAUAUUUAACACCAGAGACCAAUCAGUUAGAAAUGCUAGAAGCAACUAAAGAGGCUGUGGGUCAACCGUCUAUCCUCAACGAGGAGCGUGUAGCUACGAAUGGAAAUACCGUAAACGAUGAUGAAGUAAAGACAAACGAUGCCAUCGACACAGUCGAAACUGUCAAUGUUGGAAUCGGGAGGGAUGUAAGCGAAUAUUUAACACCAGAGACCAAUCAGUUAGAAAUGCUAGAAGAAACUAAAGAGGGAGGUGCAGCACAAGAGGAUGAACUUGUGUGCAAGAUAUGUUACAUGGAGGAAAUUUCAGUUGUGUUUCUUCCGUGUAGUCAUAUGCUUGCAUGCGAAAGCUGUUCGAAGCUUCUCGAGCGUUGCGCUGUGUGUCGUGCCGUGAUCAAGGCAAUGCUAAAAGCCGAGAUAAAGUAGUCGUUUUGAAAAAAUAAAACGACAUGGAAUUUAAACAAAAAAUGGAUCAAUUUAUACAUAAACUUUACUAUCAGGUUGUUUUAGAAGAUGUGAUUUGUGUUUUAAUGGAACUAACGAUUUUCGGAUAGCAUCUUUGACUCGAGUACUUGUAUUUAUUCAUGUAUAUAUAUUAAUUGUUUCAUACAGUAGGGGAAAUCCGGAUAAAUACGGACGAUUUUUGCACUUUGGUGUUCAAUAACUUAGAGCAGAACGCAUAGCUUCGAUCGACAUACCAACACAAACUUAUUUGUUCGGAAAACUAUUUACACGGAUAUUUAGCAUCUCAUAAAGGCAGACAUGUGUCCGAGAUAUUGCUAGUUAUCAAAAAUAAAUUACCUCUUAAAACCGGGAUAGUACGGACACAGUAGUAGAACUACGGACACAAGACGGGAAAAUACGGACAAUAAAUAUUUCAAAGGGGGAAGUACGGACACUUAUGUCUUUUUAAAAAUAAGUCAAUUCCACGCGUUUUAAUACUCUAUUGAUCUAUUCUAAACAUGUACAAAUGAGAAAAUCAACUUUGAUGGAAAUCUCCGCCUGCCCAUUUCGUCGUUUUAAUGCCCUGCAAGAACAACGUGAAUGCAUUAACAUUUUAUACAUGAAAUACAUCAAGUAUGCUUUUUAUAUAUUUUGGUCAAUUUUAUUAAUACUUUUCAGUUAGUAAUUUAGAAGUUGUUAGUAUUCACAUCAUAUGUAUUGAUUAUUUUUAAGUAGAGAAAUACGUAAGAAAGGAAUAAUUAAAUAUAUAGUUUAUGAAUACUACAGUAAAAUCUUUGAAAACCGGACCCUUUGAAAACCGAUAUUCUCUGAAAAAAGUAUGGUAAACAUAUCAUAAACGAUCCUCUGAAAACUGGUCAUCAAUUUUAAAUGGCGACUUUCUGUGUAUGUAAAUGUGAAUAAAGAUAUACUUUAAAAAGGCGACAUGUUCAAUUACCAGUAAUGGUCACCCGAUAUUAAACUAUGCAGGCGAGAAAACACUUGUCAGUGUGUAUGUGUUAAUUUAUUGACAAAAACAUUAAAGUCCUUUCAUUAUAUUUAUGUCUUCACCCGUGUAGGUAUGAUUUUUAAAAUGUUUCAAUUUGUUGGGUUUUUUUUAUAGAAAUAAUUGGGAAACUUUAGUUAAAUGAUUCUUGUUUUUCUUAGAAUUUUGAUCUUGAAGCUAUCUUUAUUUGGACAAUCAUUUUAUGUAAACAAAAUGACAAAAAUGCAGUUAUUAAAUAUUUCAAAAGCCAAUUAAAAGUUAUAUUUCAGACAAUGUGUUGUACUUUUAAUUUCAAAUUUCUGAUUUUUUCAUGAAUUUGCAUAACAAAAUUACUCAAGACAUGAGUAAAUACAAAUUGAUUUAAACAAAGUCAAUGUUCAAACACAUCAUAAUUAUCAGAGCAGAACAGAACAGAGUUUAUUUCAUAACAUGUACACACAUAGGUACAUUGUUAUAACAAGCAAUUUGAAAUAUAACUUUAGUUCACAUAUUUUACAAUAUAGGGAAAAACAUAAAGAAAAAAAUCAAUACAAUACUGAGCAAUGGGAUAUUUAAUACAUACAAUGUAAUACAUCACAUAUACUGACAAAACUCCAUUAAUCAAAUAUAUAUUUAUAUCUAUAAAUUACGUCUGUAAAUGAAUAAUGAAGAGCACUAAAUUUAAGCGAAGAACAAACAAUAACUUCACUUUUAAUCGAAUUAGUUGACAAAAUAUUUUCUCAAUAUGAUAUAAAGAACGUCACAGUAUAUAUGAUCAAAACAGCGUCAUAAUACUAUUGAAGAGAAGAUUUCUAGAGCUAUCAUUUCGUCUGAUGUUUGCCUUUUUUUAAAUAAGAACAUAAGUUUGUAAGUACUUUAUGGCUUUAAGAUUGCAGUAAUUCUGUAAAUGUGGUCACACAAGGCCGAAUGUAAAAAUAACGCAUAAUAUAUUAGCUACGUAGAUUUUCAUAAGCACUGCAUUUUAAAACAAACCCAAUGUGAACACAUUACUGACUUAACUUUGAAAAAUAAAAAUAUUGUGACAUUUCUUAGCAACGUAAGCGAUUUAGGGCCACCAAAGCUCACUUGUUUUACCAAGUAGCUUUUAGUAGUACAAUUUUAAAUUUGGUGACCAAUACUUUCUUUCAUAUAUUUUUUCAUGUUUUCUUAACAUGUUUCAUGUGUGAAUCGAUGACUGUGUUAUUUGCAAAAUGUUUAUUUUGUUUAACUUAAGAUCAUUACAUUGAAUAUUCCUAAUAAAAUACUAGCAAAAAUA
Messenger RNA from Ruditapes philippinarum (Manila clam), 4242 nucleotides. RefSeq lists its product as uncharacterized. The record is from RefSeq and is a predicted model, not a curated record. NCBI's taxonomy places the organism in Eukaryota, Metazoa, Mollusca, Bivalvia, Venerida, Veneridae. The transcript is spliced from 6 exons. The coding region runs from base 5 to 1966 and encodes 653 amino acids.